Ziziphus jujuba (common jujube) is the source of this 2088-nucleotide messenger RNA. Its product is annotated as ribulose bisphosphate carboxylase/oxygenase activase 2, chloroplastic-like. Lineage: Eukaryota; Viridiplantae; Streptophyta; Magnoliopsida; Rosales; Rhamnaceae. Gene Ontology annotation, cellular component: thylakoid; chloroplast stroma. The record is from RefSeq and is a predicted model, not a curated record. The transcript has 7 exons. Bases 296 to 1591 code for a protein of 431 amino acids. Gene Ontology annotation, molecular function: ribulose-1,5-bisphosphate carboxylase/oxygenase activator activity; ATP hydrolysis activity; ATP binding.
CCCAUCAACCCGCAAUAUCCAAAACCAACGUCAACCUCCCCCACCCCAAGAAAUACCCGCGAUUCCAUUUGUCUUGCUGUUGCUUGUAUUGCGUCAGCCAAUAGGAUUCACUUUCUCUCAGCUCUCUUCCAUGCCCAACUCACUGCCUUCCUGCCUGCCUGCCUCCAUUUUCCUUAUAAAGUGUGCCUCAAUCUUUCUCUUUUCCUUCAUAAUGAUGCAUACAAAAACAAUUAUAGUUUCACCACUCCAUCUGAAUUCCUCUGUUUGACCACCACUGUUAGAUUUUCUACACUCCAUGGCAAUUUCAAUCUCAACCAUUGGAGCUCUUUCCAUUGCACCGAAAGCAGAACAUUCCGUGCAAUUCAACUUAAAUGGGUUUGGACUUGGUGCUGGAGUUUCUUCUUCAAGCUUUCCCUUUUCAUCCAAAAACUUGAAGAAUAAGAAUAAGGGAAAGAGUACACAAUUGAGGAUUUUGUCCAAGAGUUCCAAGCAGGACAGAUGGGAAGGACUUGCCUUGGACACUUCAGAUGACCAGCAAGAUAUUACUAGGGGAAAAGGAAUGGUUGACACUCUCUUCCAAGCUCCUUCAGGCUCUGGGACACACCAUGCUGUCAUGACCUCCUAUGACUAUAUUAGUCUUGGCCUUCGCCAAUUUAAUAUGGACAACAACAUGGAUGGGUUUUACAUUGCUCCAGCUUUCAUGGACAAAGUUGUUGUUCAUAUCACCAAGAACUUUCUCAACCUUCCAAACAUUAAGGUUCCUCUUAUUUUGGGUAUAUGGGGAGGCAAAGGUCAGGGAAAAUCAUUCCAAUGUGAACUUGUCUUUGCCAAAAUGGGGAUCAAUCCCAUUUCAAUGAGUGCUGGAGAAUUAGAAAGUGGAAAUGCAGGGGAGCCUGCAAAAUUAAUCAGACAGAGAUAUAGAGAAGCAGCAGAUAUUAUUAGGAAAGGGAAAAUGUGUUGCCUCUUCAUCAAUGAUCUUGAUGCAGGAGCUGGUAGGCUCAAUGGGACCACCCAAUACACAGUCAAUAAUCAGAUGGUAAAUGCUACACUAAUGAACAUUGCUGAUAACCCCACAAAUGUUCAACUCCCUGGCAUGUACAACAAAGAGGAUAAUCCAAGUGUACCAGUCAUAGUCACCGGGAAUGACUUCUCAACAUUGUAUGCUCCUCUUAUCCGCGAUGGUCGUAUGGAGAAAUUCUACUGGGCACCUACUCGUGAAGAUUGUAUUGGAGUCUGCUCUGGUAUUUUCCGAACUGAUAAUAUUCCCAAUGAGGACAUUGUCAAGCUUGUUGAUACCUUCCCAGGGCAGUCCAUUGACUUCUUUGGAGCCCUGAGGGCCAGAGUUUAUGAUGAUCAAGUUAGGAAGUGGAUCUCCAAAGUUGGAGUAGAACACAUUGGGAAAAAACUUGUGAACUCAAAGGAAGGACCCCCAACUUUUAAGCAACCAAAUAUGACACUUGGGCAGCUACUUAAGUAUGGUAAUAUGCUUGUACAAGAACAAGAGAAUGUGAAGAGAGUCCAAUUGGCUGAAAAGUACUUGAAAGAGGCAGCUUUUGGAGAAGCCAAUGAGGUUUCCGCAAAAAAAUACUAAAAAAUUUCUCUUAAAUUUGAUCCUGAGUCCUUGAUGAGAGGAGCUAAAUCUAGCUUUAAAAUAGUAAAAGAAAAACACAGAUUUAAGUGUAAGAAAUACAGAAAAAUAAUUGGAAACUGUAAUAAAUUAGAACAAAACAUGGAGAAGACAUGAAAAUAAUGCAGUAAACAAAUGUUUCCUUGCUUGAAAAACCAAUUUUCGAUUCGUGUCUUUUACAACCAUAUCCAAUUGAGGACUAAGCAAAAAAGUUUUAAUUUGAAAUACAAUUUUCCUCAAGAACUUUUUUAAGCACAAAGGAGGCAUUUAGGUUCUUGAGAUUGUUCUAGUGGGAAAAAGAAGACAAGAAGUUAACCUUAUUGUCCUAGAGAAGGCUGCAGCGAUACUUAUCCGCAAAAAAGAACAGUUGCAUAGCGAGGAGACGAUGGCAACUGCCUAUUUGUGAAUGUAACAUAAACAAAAUAUAAAGACAACACAAUUGAUUGAUCUUCUGGAAACUA